GCGAAGUUUAUUGGUCCUAAUUAGCUAUACCUUAGGCGUGCCUCACCGACUUAUUUCUUGUACUUCUUGCUUUCGAUCGCUAACCUUUUCCGUUCCCUCGACGCCGAUCGUACUUCUUCUUUCUCGGAGACGUGCCCCUUCGUUUGGGUUUUUGCACUUGCACCUUUAUCUGUUGUUUCUUUGCGCGGCCUUCUCGCGAUGGCGACGAAUGGCGGUAAGUGUUUCAAUUGUGGAGGUGACGGCCAUUUUGCGCGUGAAUGCGCUUCGAAUCGUGGUACCCCUGCUCCUGCUAGCGGUGCUGCUACAGGUGGGACCGCUAUGCCAGCCAGAUAUUGGACGCCACGGCGUAAUUUUGGGGAGGAGACCGAGGAGAAGGAGUUCAUCUGCCAACUUAUUCAGGAGGGAGGAACAGGUGAAGAAGAGGGAGUUUGAGGAGAAAAGGAAAAUAGACGAGUUGAUCAGGCAAGAAAUCGAGAGGAAUUCGGAAGCGUUGGAAGCCAGGGUGAUGGCUAAGAUUGGACGCCAGUUUCUCAUGGCGAGGGAAAACGUCAGAAGGGAGGAGGUUAAAUGCUCUCGUACUCUGGUGCAGAAUGUUAGGGAUACAGGUCUCGGUGAUUACGGGGACAAGGUCUGGAGGAGAUUGAGGAUGAAAUCGCAAAACUCUAUGAGCUGCGUGAAAGGAAGCGCAAGGACUUUGGCUGCGGAUAAGGUGUUCUUCGAGGGCUUCCGCAUCGUUGACGAUGUCACGGUGUUUGCAGCGGUCUCCUCGAGCUGUGAUGAGCAUAAAGUCGGGCAUUUACUUUCUCAGUUGACAAGGUGUUACGGAUCGAACAUACGAUUGGUCCGCACGGAUUCUUCGCAGGAAGCGUGGAUUUUUGCAGGAGUACAGAUCCACCGAGUAGGAUUACUUUUCAUAUUCGUCGAAGAAGGCUAAGAUUGGGGCGAUCUUGAGUACGCUGCAUAGGGUCUUUGGUUUGACUCAAGAUUACUGGGGCAGAUCACAAUGAAGUUUCACGGCACGG
Chara braunii is the source of this 1022-nucleotide messenger RNA. The record is from the annotation of a GenBank genome assembly. Lineage: Eukaryota; Viridiplantae; Streptophyta; Charophyceae; Charales; Characeae.